AUGACGCCCCCUGCCCGCGGACGGGGUACCAACCAGCGCAGCCCGACCGUCCUGGUCACAGAUUCCCGCGAUCAGCAGCCUGCGUCGGCGCCCCGCCGCCGCCGGUCCCCUGCCACCCGCUUUAUCACCGUCGACAACAUCCUCCAGUAUGCCUCCGAUGUCCCGUCCAUGCAGCAGCGGAAUCCAGGGCCGGCGUCGCGGUCGCGCCGUCUUGCGUCGGCCACGGGCGGCUUGAUCGGUAGUGCAGUCGGAAGCAGUGCGGGCGCUGCGGCCAGUGCAUCAAGCAAGGGUGGCCGGCUUGCGGCGCAGCCGCGGCUGCCUCCGCGCACGACCAAGGUCAGCGAGAAGCUGGUGCUACUGCCUGAUACCGGCGGUGUUGGCGAGCCGGAUGAGGGCGAAGAGGAAGACGAGGAAGGCAGCGGCGAGCGCGAUCUCGUGGAUGAGGAGCUUGUGCAGCGGCUGGCGCGGGAUAGACAUACUGAUCCUGAGGCGAUCCGGCAGCAAUUGCUGGCGCAGAAGAAGCUCAGUGGCGACUUUGGGGUUGAUAAUGAUGCUGCGCCUUUGUUGGCGAAUGAGGAGCUGCUGAGGAAGAGGCGUGUUGGGCCGGAGCGCGCGAAGAGCUAUGCUGAGCGGUUGCCUAAGGCCCGGCGGACGGAGAAGCUUGCGCGGGUAACGGCUUAUUGUACGGCGCAGGGGUACAAGAUGGGGUCUGUGGCGGCGUUUGUGAAGGAAACGCAUGGUGCAAGGACGAAGCUUUAUGACGAUUGUUUGUACACGGCAUACCACCUGCCUCUUCUGCCCGGCCACGAGGGGUAUCGUCUGUGCAGUAGUCCUGUGUUGAAAUUCCCCGGCGGAAAAUCUUUGCUUGAUGAGGAGAUCGAGCGGAAUGAGCUGCGCGACCAUCACGAGGAUUACAUGGGCGAGGCGGAGGAGCAUUCGGUUGGUGGGCAUGGCCGACAUGAGGAUGAGCAUCAUCCUGAGGCGUCGCCGCAGCAUGAGGAUGACCGUGGCUCCUCCCGCUCCCGGGAGGAGCAUCGGGAGGGCUUCCUUGACCGGAUCUCAGAGGAGGAUGGUCGCAUUCAUGAGGAGCAGGAACAUGCUAUUGGCGCCGAAGAUAGCGGUAAUCCGCACAGCACGGCUCAGCCGGCCGUCGAACCGGCUCAAGGAAGCCCCGAACUGGCCCCACGACGCCGCCGACACAGCUCCGAUGAUGGCCACGCUCGGCCGCGAGAAAGCGCUUCCCCGCCACAGUCGACCUCACCUUCCUUGAGGCCCGAAACACCGGCGCGAACUCUCUACAAUGUCGCCGAGAUGUUCGUCUUCAGCUACGGCGUGGUAGUCUUCUGGAAUUUCACGGAGCGGCAGGAGAAAGAUCUCCUGGCGGAUCUAGCGUUCGCCACGUCCUCGGCGACUGGCACGCCCAUCCCGCUUGCUACGAUGCCUCUCCACGAAGAGGACUUUGAAACGGAAGAGUUCCAUUUCGAGUAUUCGACUGAGAUAUCUCGGCCUCGUGUUUACAACGAUAUGAUCACGCUCCGCAGUGGUGACCAUAUGAUCAAGCUGGCUAUUAGUCAUGGCAUUUCUCAGAGCACGAAGCUGUGCUUCUUCGAGGAGGUUAUGGCCCGCCAGAUGGCAGAUGCAAAGGAUGUCCCGCGCAGACUGGCUAUGACCGGGAAACUGGGUAUGAAGCGUGAGGAAGUCUUCCGCAUUUUGGGUCGUCUGUUUAAGAGCAGAGUGGAAGUCAAUCUCUCAUCUAAUAUGCUGGACGUCCCGAACUUCUUCUGGGAGAGCGAACCAAACCUGUACCCGCUGUACAUCGCCGUUCGCGAGUAUCUCGAGAUCAAGCCGCGUAUCCAAGUCCUCAACGAGCGCUGCCGCGUGUUCCUGGAUCUCGCCGAGAUCCUGUCCGACUCGAUUGCCGAUAACCGGACUUCUCAUCAAACCUGGAUCAUCAUCGUCCUCAUCGUCAUCUCCAUCCUCGUCACAAUCUCCGAGGUCUUCUUGCGCUUCGGCCUCCUCCAUGCCCGAGAAGGCGCCACCGCAUCCCCGGCAGCCAUCAUCGCCCGCGUCAUGGGCCGCACCCCCCGCGCCUCCCCCUCGGGCUUGUCCUACACCCCAGCUAAUGCGCCACCAGGCUGUAUCUGCCCGUCGAUCCCGUCCGCUGGCGGAUCCGACCUGAACAUGGGCGGGAUCAUGGGGCUGGGCCUUUGA
This is a messenger RNA of Penicillium canariense, 2211 nucleotides long. Its product is annotated as RMD1 family protein. The record is from RefSeq and is a predicted model, not a curated record. The transcript is spliced from 4 exons. Bases 1 to 2211 code for a protein of 736 amino acids. Lineage: Eukaryota; Fungi; Ascomycota; Eurotiomycetes; Eurotiales; Aspergillaceae.